GGCACAUUUAGCACUUUUUCCACAUCAUGUAAUGUAUGAGUCUGAUGAGAAUUACCGAAAAGAAUUCUUUACUCAGAUUCUGCCUCCUUUGAUUCAUUCUAAUAAAUGGGAAUUUUUGGAUUGCUGAGGAUCAGCAUUCCCCGUGAUUCAGUCAAGCUUUUGAAUGAGUAUCUGAAGUUCAGUGCUCGGUAUGAAGAGGCUGAGGUUGAAUUGAAAUUCUUCAAUGAGUGCUUACAGUCAUGCCGGUAUCCAAAACACUUUUGGAAAGAUAUACGCCGAUGUGGUCUGUACCCUAAUGUGCGCAAUUUGAGGCGGCACACUCUCAACUAUAUGGAUAACAUUCGCACGAAAUUAUCGGAGCUGGAAAGAUUUCUCUCACAACGAAUGCAUGCCGUCAUGGGCUUAUCGGAAGAGUUACGAAGACCUUUUGAAGCAUACGUAGAACAGGUUAAAAAGCAAAGGGGUACACAGAAAAGAAAGAAGUUGCUUAGCUCGCUAAAUAGUCAAGUGCCGCAACUGAACUUUCCGAGUAACCCGGAGCGGUACGUGUUUAACCUUUCUAGUGUCGUGCUUAGCCCAACACAAUUAAAUGUGUUGUCCUUAGGCCCUAAGUUUUGCAUCCCUUGUAAAAAAGUUGAUCAGGCUGCAUUAGAGGUGCAAUUUGAGAGCUUAAUAGCGCAGGCGCGCGACCUGUCACCAAAUUCGUCAGGGGACGUUGAGAACAUGUUAUCUAGCUUAGUAAACACCUGUCAUGAUUACAUUAAGGCUAGAUCAGCCAGUAGUGGUUUUCUUACAAGCGAACAUAUGCAGUCACUUAGAGAGUUAUGGUUAAACAAAGAGUUAAUUAUCUCUAAGCCGGAUAAAGGUUCUGGUAUAGUUCUAAUGAAUAGAACUGAUUAUGUUAGUAAGAUGCAACAUAUUCUUAGUGAUGAACGUAAGUUUCAAAAGCUAACAUUAGGAAAGGAUAAUACAGAAGAGUUAGAAAAACAACUGACCGAUUUGCUCCGACGAAUGAUGAAAGAGAAUGUUAUCACAAAGUGCGAAUUCGAAAAGCUGAGACCUUCAGGCGGACAUCUACCACGGUUGUACGGCCUCCCUAAAGUACACAAGGAGGGCGCUCCAAUGCGUCCCAUACUGGAUAUGGUUAGCUCUCCGCAACAUUUGAUAGCUCAAUGGAUGGUUGAGAAGCUGGAACCGCUGCGUAAAACCGUCUGCACUUACUGCGUGAAAGAUACUUUCGAGUUCAUUGAGAAGAUAAGGGACGUGAAUGUUAACAACAAAUGGAUGUCGUCAUUUGAUGCGCAGUCGUUGUUUACGAACAUUCCGUUGUUGGAAACAGUAGAAUAUGUCUGCGAACUAGUACGGCAACUGAACGUACCUAUAAAUAUCCCGGAAAACCUCCUGAAGGAAUUGUUACUCAGAUGCACUUUAAACGUGCAAUUCACCUUCAACGGAGAGAUGUAUCGUCAAAUUGAUGGAGUUGCCAUGGGCUCACCAUUGGGACCCUUUCUAGCAGAUGUCUUUAUGGCAAAAUUGGAGCAUAACGUAUUAAGAACGCACAUCAACGAAGUCGAGAUGUAUAUACGUUAUGUAGACGAUACAUUUAUACUCUGCAAAUCGAAAGCGCAGACUGUGAAACUGUUGGAAGCUUUUAAUGAUGCGCAUCAGAAUCUACAUUUCACAUGUGAGCACGAAUCCAGAAACCGACUAUCGUUCCUGGAUGUUGAUAUCAUCAGAAACGCCGAUGGAUCAUGCAGCAGAGGGGUGUAUAGAAAACCAACUUGGACUGGACAGUACAUCAACUUCUAUAGUGCGGUACCCAUACAGUACAAACGAAACCUAGUCCGCACUCUUGCGUUCCGAGCACAUAGAAUUUGCACCCCAGACACAAUCACCAAAGAAUUGCAGAGAAUCGGCGACGCGCUAAGAGAGAAUGGGUAUCCAGAUAAAUUCAUCCUCAAACAUUUGAAAGAACGCAAGAUAAAACCACCGAGGAUGAACGUACCCAAAAAAGAACUAAUUGUGCAUAUUCCUUUCAAAGGCGACAGUGCGGCUGAUGCCCUGUCCAAACGCCUGAGAGACGCUGUUGAAAAGACCUACUUCGCGGCUCGCCUACGCAUAGUAUUUUACAACAAGCCUUUAUUCGCAAAACCCUUGAAAGACAGGCUGCCUCUGGUGACUCGAUCAAUGCUUGUUUAUCUUUACUCGUGCUCCUGUGGGGCACGAUACGUGGGUCGUACCACGAGACGCCUAUCUCAUAGGAUUCGCGAACACAUCCCCAAGUGGUUUUACAAAGGCGAAGCGAGGUGCAGCAACAGUUCCAUCUUAUCUCACCUACUAGAGUGCAGUCACGCAGGAACGGAAAAUGAUUUUAGAGUCAUCUAUACUGUUCCUGAACGUUUCACGCGCGGAUUCCGGACGCAUCUUCUGUCUAUUGCGGAAGCUAUCUACAUCCGCCAACUCAAGCCAGAACUGUGCGUACAAAAACAGUUUGUACGUCCUUUGCUUCUACCGUGGCCUACAACUUCGGCUAUGAUUUCCCCCGUACACACUUGCCACUUCCAAUGACCUCGUGAUUUAUUGAUUUGUACCCGUGAAAUUAAACAUUUGUUCAAUAAGUAGCCCAACCCGGCACAUUUAGCACUUUUUCCACAUCAUGUAAUGUAUGAGUCUGAUGAGAAUUACCGAAAAGAAUUCUUUACUCUUAUUCUGCCUCCUUUGAUUCAUUCUAACAAACAGUUUUGGUGAGUACCUCGCUGCACGUUUCUAGCUCUGUCUGAUUCGCUUCCUAUUCUUGUAGCCUGUACAAUAUACGUUGAGUUCAGCC
Messenger RNA from Dicrocoelium dendriticum, 2827 nucleotides. Lineage: Eukaryota; Metazoa; Platyhelminthes; Trematoda; Plagiorchiida; Dicrocoeliidae. The record is from the annotation of a GenBank genome assembly.